AUGAAGUUUUUUGCUCUUGCGUCUGCCUUUUUUGCCCUUGCUCAGGCAGAAAUUCAACCUUCUAAAAGUGUACAACUUUCCUUUACCUCUACACAUGAACGUUUUGUCAACCGUCCCCUUUCUUCUGGAUCCCCUGCAAAUGCUAUCGGAUUUUACCCUGACUCUAGUACUCUCUUUGUGGGGUAUCAACUUCCUGAUGGUCGUAUUCGUGUCGGAGGUGUCGACACUUGGUUGACAAUUAAUAGUGCAAAGCAACUUGCUGUUGUUUCUGCUCAAACUACUGGCCCUGCCAACUUUGAUGUCACUUCAGAAGGUAACCUUGUUUUUAAUGGUUCUGAUACUUUUUCUAUUUUGAAUGAGUCAGGAAAUUGGAUUGUCUAUACCAGUGAUGCUACCUUUCCUGCAACAGCCUACAUUGGACCCAGUGUUAAAAUUGCUGUCCAUUACUAUUGA
Magnusiomyces paraingens is the source of this 453-nucleotide messenger RNA. RefSeq lists its product as uncharacterized. NCBI's taxonomy places the organism in Eukaryota, Fungi, Ascomycota, Dipodascomycetes, Dipodascales, Dipodascaceae. The transcript has a single exon. The record is from RefSeq and is a predicted model, not a curated record. Bases 1 to 453 code for a protein of 150 amino acids.